Condylostylus longicornis is the source of this 1123-nucleotide messenger RNA. RefSeq lists its product as uncharacterized. Bases 136 to 1092 code for a protein of 318 amino acids. The transcript is spliced from 2 exons. Lineage: Eukaryota; Metazoa; Arthropoda; Insecta; Diptera; Dolichopodidae. The record is from RefSeq and is a predicted model, not a curated record.
CUUGUUUUGUUUCUUGACAUUACAAAAAUAUCAUUAAUAUUGCUUUAUAGUAUAGUUUAACAGAACACUAAUUGUUUUCUUCAGUCAGAGAUCAACUGCAUUAAUUUCAUAAUUUGGUGUAAACUUUUAUAAAAAAUGUCGCAGUGUCAUCUCUCGCAUAAAAUACCUUGGAAUAUUUUAGAAAACAGUUUAAAAACUGACAAAUCAAGCAUAAUUCUUCCAGUAGGAGAUUGUGGAAGAAUACAUUGCAGAGAUCGUAAAACAGAAAUUAAAGUUCAAAAUAGAAAAUUUAUUAAAACGGAGUUCAUAUGUCAAGACAAAGGGUGCGAAACAACAGGCACGGGUUACUUUAGUAAAAACAAAAUGCUGCCAGCAAGUUUAAGUGCUAGAAAAGUUAUUGAGAAUAACCAAUGGAAACAACUGCAGUAUUUUUGCAAAAAAUUCACCGAAACUGUUUUCGAAUUUAUAGAAAGUGAAAAAGCGAAAGCUAAUGAUGUGUGUGACUUCUACAUAAAAACUUGUGACUUAAACAGCUUUUUAGAUUCUGAUGUACCAUGUACUGAAUGUUAUGGCAGGUGCCGCGAUGAUGUUUGUGAUAAUUUUAUUGUAUUUAGUUUAUUUAUUUCUGGAAAGGUUAAUAUUUUGCUUAAGCUUGAUCAAAUAGGUAGAGUAAAUGUCCGAAAAGCUUUAAAUCAAAAUUAUGGUGGCCAGGCUGUUGGAAAUGGAUUCAGGUUCUUAAUGGAUUACCACAUUUUACCUUUCUACUUAAUAACAAAUGUCAUUAUUGCAUGUAAUUUCCAAGAAGAUUCUACAAAAUGGGGUAUUUUACGUCCAUAUUCGGGUUAUAAUUUAUUUUCACGAAUUCAAUAUGAUUGUGAUUACAAGACAUUUAUACCAAAUUUAAGACAUUUACUUCAAAAGAACACCUUUAUGAAAAAUGCCGAUGCAACUCAUAUUUUAUUGAAGGAGUGUUUUAAAUGCAUUUACCAAUAUGUAUAUUUGAAAAAUGUAAUGCUUAACUUUUCUAAAAAAGAUUUUUAUGAGCAAUUAGAACAAGAAUUAAUGUAUUUACUCCAAAUUAAAUACGAAUAAAAAUUUCAAGUCAUUACUUUUUCUUAACAAA